Aspergillus nidulans FGSC A4 is the source of this 1680-nucleotide messenger RNA. RefSeq lists its product as uncharacterized. The coding region runs from base 1 to 1680 and encodes 559 amino acids. The transcript has 3 exons. Lineage: Eukaryota; Fungi; Ascomycota; Eurotiomycetes; Eurotiales; Aspergillaceae. Gene Ontology annotation, biological process: macromolecule depalmitoylation. The record is from RefSeq and is a predicted model, not a curated record.
AUGCACUGGCUGAAUAGUUUGUUAGGGCUACGGCAUACACAGCUGGAAUGGCAUAGCUUAGUCAUUAAACGGCACGGCCUGCACAAUCUAGUGGACAAAUCUCGACGUCAACUCCAGCUCCGCGCCAACUCUACUAUCUGCCAUCCAUCUAUGGCUAAGAAAUUGGCGGCCCAGCGCAUCUGGGGCUAUGAGUCGCGAAAAUAUAUCUUGGGACAUUCCAGAAGGUCACUGCACCGUGUCAGCGACACCGGUUUCAACGCCAGCAACCAUCCUCUCUCCCUAGUCCAAAAAAGGAUCCGCGUCGGUGCCUGUAAUGGACAUCUACGUGAGCGCCAGCAGCAGCAUCUCCUAACAGGCUUGAGACGCCGGGACUUAUUCACCUGGGCCACUUCCAUUCCCACCAUCCUCAUCCCCCCGGCAAUCUUCCUCGGCCUGCUUCUAUCCCUUUGGACGUGGAAAUGCUUCUGGAUCGUUCUUUUCCAGGAUAAACUACUCUACCUCUCUUGGCUCCCGCCCUUAUCCCGCUCUGAGAAGAUAGAGGACUACGCGCGUGAGUUUCGCGGGGUCCAGUGGUCUGAAACUUUCAUCAUGAGCUCGGACGGGACGAAGCUGGCUGUUUGUGAAGGGCGGUUACCAGCACUCUUUAGAAGAGAUAGAAAUGUAAAGGAGAAUAACAAGAAAAGGGUCCGAGUGGUCAUUUGCUAUUUCCAGGGAAACGGUGGAUCGACGCCGCUGCGCCUGCCGCUGCUUUCACUGGUUAUGAAGUCGAUAGAGGAAUCCUCUUCCUCUUCAUCCUUCCAUGCAUCUAACCGCGACGAAGUCGGAUUCGAGUACGAGUAUAUUAUAGCAGCACUCUCCUACCGUGGGUACUGGAAAUCCUCAGGACGUGCAACACAGCGCGGCAUCGAAGCCGACGCCGCGGCGUUCCUCAACUGGGUGUAUGAUGCCUACCGAGACGAGCACGACGAUCUCCGCGUCAUCCUCUGGGGCCAUAGUCUCGGCGCGGCGGUUGCGAGCUCAGCUCUCGCGAGGCGUCUCGCGUCUACAAGCUCACCGGGUUCUCCCUCUGCCACCGAUACAAACAUAGAAAUAAAAUCAGAAACACCCUUAACCGGUGCCAAAGAAGAAAAAAUAGCAGGCCUAGUCCUCGAAGCAUCUAUCUCUAGUAUUAAAGAUAUGCUUGUCGCCCUCUACCCGCAGAAAUGGCUACCCUAUCGGUAUCUGCAUCCGUUCUCGUGGAAUCACUGGGAUGUCGCACUCAAUCUCGAACAACUCGCUCAGCACAAAAAGCCUAACCAUCAACAGAAUCAGGGCCAGGGAAGCUCUCCAGGAAACCGGCACUGGUCUGAACGAGUACCACCCAUCCUCCUCCUCUCCGCCGAAAAUGAUGAGGUGAUCCCGCCCUGGGUGGCGGACCAGCUUGAACAUAGAGGAAGAGAUUUUGGACUGGACAUUGUUCGAGUGAACGUCAAGGGGGCGAUGCAUAUUGAGGCGCCGCUGAAGGGGGAUGGAAGGGCCGCGUUGGUUGAAUUCAUCAGGCGGGUAGUUAAUCGUGAUAAGCACCUAAUUGGGAACAGACCGGUAUUACGACUGUAUCUUUACGAAGUAAAUGGGAGCACUCGUCCUAAUGGGUUAGAUCCCUCAUUGCGACCUAAGAAAGUAAACUACAGGGCAGACUAG